CUUCCGGGUGGCCGGUUAUCGAGGAGUCACUGCCAUUACCUGCAAGCUGCAGUAGAAGGAAAAAAGCCGGACAAAAUGCAAACAUCCCUAGCUAAUCUCGCCAUUUUCUCAUUUUUGCACGUUUUAUUGUCGCUGUCUUGUUUUCAAGAGGUCGCCGGAGACGCCAGCGCAAGAGGAUUUGGAGAUAAGAUCCACUGGAGGACGCUGGACGAUGGCAAGAAGGAGGCCGAGGCCAGCGGCCUGCCCAUGAUGGUCAUCAUCCACAAGAGCUGGUGUGGAGCCUGCAAAGCACUGAAGCCCAAAUUUGCUGAAUCCAAGGAAAUCGCUGAACUGGCGCACAACUUUGUGAUGGUCAACCUGGAGGACGAGGAGGAGCCCAAGGACGAGGCCUUCAGCCCAGAUGGUGGAUACAUUCCUCGGAUUCUUUUCCUCGACCCCACCGGCAAAGUUCACCCUGAAAUAACCAACAAAAACGGGAACCCCAACUACAAGUACUUCUACAGCAGCGCAGAGCAAGUCUUGUCCGGCAUGAAGGAGGCGCAGGACGCACUGACGGGCGACGCUUUCAAGCAGGGUCACACCGGAGACGAGCUGUGAGGAGGAGGAGGCUGUGAGACGGGCGUCCGGCUGUAAGGGCUACACUUCCUCCACUACAGACAAAAACAAACAAACAAACAAACAAACAAACAAAAAAAACCCUUACUCUAUUUAUACACAUCACGCUGGGGUCCGUCUCACUCUCUUUCUUCUUUUUUUUGAUUCCGUAUGAUUUCUCCCCGUUAUUACUCAUUUCCCUGUCUCCCGUUUUAAACCGUGUACAGUGUAUUUGUACGCUUGUUAACUGAAUGCCAUAAACCGUCUGUAGAGGAUGUAAUAACCCACUCGAGCUAUAAGCCACGUUAAGCCUCCGUCUGCUACGAACUCUCACACGCUUGAUACGAAGUGUGCUGAGGUUUUUAAGGAAACUUCCCAGAGAUUCACAAACACACGUCGAGCAAUAUGACAUCAGUUGAAACCCCCUUUUUAAUGGCAAAAAGAUCCCUUAUGUGCUUCCACACAUCCUCUACAGUACGUUAAUUAUAUCCGUGACUACUUCUGAUUUACGUUCUUCGUUUAAUCCUGCCAGUUUAUUGUGAAGUGAUUAUAUUUUCUUUCUACUGGCUUUGUUAAAACGCUUUAAAUGAGGGGGGUGGGAACAUUGGUUAAGUGUCUUGAUGUAUUUUAUACAUGUGCACGGCCAAGUGUGCAAAAAUAAAAGUUUGUUGUACUGA
Messenger RNA from Mugil cephalus (flathead mullet), 1271 nucleotides. It is a transcript of the gene txndc12, whose product is annotated as thioredoxin domain containing 12 (endoplasmic reticulum). The transcript is spliced from 7 exons. The record is from RefSeq and is a predicted model, not a curated record. The coding region runs from base 76 to 597 and encodes 173 amino acids. NCBI's taxonomy places the organism in Eukaryota, Metazoa, Chordata, Actinopteri, Mugiliformes, Mugilidae. Gene Ontology annotation, cellular component: endoplasmic reticulum.